Pteronotus mesoamericanus is the source of this 3068-nucleotide messenger RNA. RefSeq names its product selenophosphate synthetase 1 (gene SEPHS1). Gene Ontology annotation, biological process: L-selenocysteine biosynthetic process. Gene Ontology annotation, cellular component: cytoplasm. The record is from RefSeq and is a predicted model, not a curated record. Bases 345 to 1523 code for a protein of 392 amino acids. The transcript has 9 exons. Gene Ontology annotation, molecular function: selenide, water dikinase activity; ATP binding. NCBI's taxonomy places the organism in Eukaryota, Metazoa, Chordata, Mammalia, Chiroptera, Mormoopidae.
CGCCGCCUCUUAAAGGGAGGUAGACAGCCCUUAAAGGCCCCUUAGCGCGGCGCACGGCGGAGCGCGGCGGCCCCGUCCCGGCAGGGGCCCGCGGAGCUGGGCCGAGCCCCCGCGGCGCCCAGCGUGGUCCGGGCCCUCCCGCCCUCCGCGCCGCCGGGAGCGGCAUUUUUAUUCAGGCGACGCUUAAGGGAGCCCGGCGCGCCCGGUGCAUUGUGGGAGCGGCGGCGGCCCGUUUUCGGGAGGAGGCGGAGGGCGCAAAGCGAACCGGUUGAUUUGUAAAGAAACCAGCAGACUAGGAGAGGAAGGAGAGGAGCCCAGCUGUGAGGUGUGUACACCCAAGAACCAUGUCUACGCGGGAGUCCUUUAACCCGGAAAGUUAUGAAUUGGACAAGAGCUUCCGGCUAACCAGAUUCACUGAACUGAAGGGUACUGGCUGCAAAGUGCCCCAAGAUGUCCUGCAGAAAUUGCUGGAAUCCUUACAAGAGAACCACUUCCAAGAAGAUGAGCAGUUCCUGGGAGCAGUUAUGCCAAGGCUUGGUAUUGGAAUGGAUACUUGUGUCAUUCCUUUGAGGCAUGGCGGUCUUUCCUUGGUGCAAACGACAGAUUACAUUUAUCCUAUCGUUGAUGACCCUUACAUGAUGGGCAGGAUAGCGUGUGCCAAUGUCCUCAGUGACCUCUAUGCAAUGGGGGUCACAGAAUGUGACAAUAUGCUGAUGCUCCUUGGAAUCAGUAAUAAAAUGACUGACAGGGAAAGGGAUAAAGUGAUGCCCCUAAUUAUACAGGGUUUUAAAGAUGCAGCAGAGGAGGCAGGAACGUCUGUAACGGGCGGCCAAACAGUGUUAAACCCCUGGAUUGUUCUGGGAGGAGUGGCUACAACUGUCUGCCAGCCCAAUGAAUUUAUCAUGCCAGAUAAUGCGGUGCCUGGGGAUGUGCUCGUUCUGACCAAGCCCCUGGGGACACAAGUGGCUGUCGCAGUGCACCAGUGGCUGGAUAUUCCUGAAAAAUGGAAUAAAAUUAAACUAGUGGUCACCCAAGAAGAUGUGGAGUUGGCAUACCAGGAGGCGAUGAUGAAUAUGGCAAGACUCAACAGAACAGCUGCAGGACUCAUGCACACGUUCAAUGCUCAUGCUGCCACUGACAUCACGGGCUUUGGAAUCCUGGGCCAUGCGCAGAACCUGGCCAAGCAACAGAGGAACGAGGUGUCCUUUGUGAUUCACAACCUCCCUGUCCUGGCCAAGAUGGCUGCUGUGAGCAAGGCCUGUGGAAACAUGUUUGGCCUCAUGCAUGGGACCUGCCCGGAGACAUCAGGAGGCCUUCUAAUCUGUUUACCACGUGAGCAAGCAGCUCGGUUCUGUGCAGAAAUAAAGUCCCCCAAAUAUGGUGAAGGUCACCAGGCAUGGAUUAUUGGGAUCGUAGAGAAGGGCAACCGUACAGCCAGAAUCAUAGACAAACCCCGGAUCAUCGAAGUCGCACCACAGGUGGCUACACAAAAUGUGAAUCCCACACCUGGUGCCACCUCUUAAUCUAGACCGAAAUAGCUAUUUGGUUUUGUUUUUAAAUAGCUCUAUUUCCUUUAUCAUCAUUUCAAUUAAAGACUAUAAACAACAAAAAUCUCAUUGUGUCUACACAUUGGUGACCUGAGGUCGAUUUGUGAAUGAUGCAAUUAAUAAAAUAAAAUCCAUUGCCUUUUUUUUCCUGUUACAUUAACUGAAGAUGCACCUAAUCUUGAGGCAGCUUCUGAGUUGAGAAUUAUAUUGUUAUCCAAUACUGUUGAUUCAUUUUGAAUCUUUAGACACUUAUCUCUUGCCGCAUAGGCUCUUCUUAAAGGUGCUUUCACAUAGCACAGACAUUACCAGUUGUAGUGUCAAAUUGCAGUUUGUGUCUUUCACUUCAUGUAUAUUUAUCAUCAGUCUGAUCUUUUCUAAGUGUCUCAAAUGGUAUUCUGGACAGACGGAAUUGGUAAGUGGCAAAUGGUAUCUCAUUAGGAAGAGGGUUGCAUGAUUCCUUUGAGUCUUUGAUUUGUAAAGCCUAGUCUUCUAAUUCAGGAGCAUCUCUGACCCAGGAUGUUUUCCAAUAGUGCAUUUAGUUAAACAAGGCAAGUGCUUAACUCUGCAUGGAAAGCAUUUGGAAGACAAAAAAUAUUUUUUCUUUUUCUUUUUUUUUUUGUAGCCUUCCUAAUAUUUACAGGAAUAUCAUUAACUGUUUACCAAUAGCGAAAACAGGAUACUUUUUGCAAUGUAAUUAGAUGUUCUAUAGUGCAACAAGGAAUUGCCUUCUAAAAGGGGGUUCAUGUAUAAUACUCAUACAAUUCAAUAUAUAAUUACACAAAUAAUUUUUAAAUAGAAUCAAUAAUAAAGACUGUUCUGUGGAUGGUAGUGCUUAAUACAUUUUAUAUUUUGUAUAGUGAUUUCAGGCCUUUUGUUUCCUUAAAAUCAGCAGCUACUUAGUCUGCUUCUGAGCAUUAUUUUGUCCUUUGUGCCAGUACAUUUUUGUGCACGCUUUUUGUGAUAUGUUAAAAAUCUGCAUUGCCAACAUUGCAGCUUGAACUCAAACUUGUUAUUCAAAUAUUUAAUUUUUUUUAUUGCUCUUGUAUAAUCAGAUGCCCCUUUUAGUAUUAUUUUAGAAGCAUUGGGAGGGUUUUGGCUAAAGUACAAUUUAUUGGGGGGAAACUAGAUUUUAGUUUUAUAAAACUUUUAAGUCUUUCAUGGGACCUAUAUUUUCUUGAAUUAAAUUUUGUAGUUCUAGAAAAAAUAGGCAAUCUGAAAUGGUGUUUAUCUGUGUUACUUAGAAGCAGAGGCCUCCUUAUAUUGUAACCUACUAAGUGAUUUGGAGGGAUUCCUGUCAUUAAGCACAAGUGCACUGACCCCUCAAGUGUCCACGUAAGAAAAAGCACCACAUCACUGCAAGCUUUCGAAUGCUUCCCGCUUACAGGCAACAAAGCUGUGUGAACCAAUCAACUUCUUGCCAAAGGAGACCGCCACUGAGGAGAGAAAGCCCCUGGAAGAGGCUUUACCGUGGACACUCCCCUCCCCCCUUCGGCACCCCAAGGGCAGCCUGUCUGGCAUGUG